Molecule: messenger RNA, 618 nt
Organism: Necator americanus (New World hookworm)
Lineage: Eukaryota; Metazoa; Nematoda; Chromadorea; Rhabditida; Ancylostomatidae
Exons: 4
Coding region: 1-618 (205 amino acids)
Source: RefSeq, a predicted model, not a curated record
AUGGAUCAGGGAGCUACCUUGCGACAUUUUGCCAAGACGGUGUUGAAUCUUAGCAGUGGUUUACUCUUAGCUAGGCUUUCGAUUCCGAGAAGUCGGAAUGUCGGAUAUAUCGAUUUCCUUCUCAGCUUGGGAGACCCUCCCGGAGGACGAACCUCUGUUGUGCAUCGCAAUUCGACGCCCAGAGUCACCUUCACGCCACUAGGAGGCGUAGGCGUGAUAUUUUAUGCAGUCGAAUUGGUUGGUCAUAUAAGAUUCACCAUACUUGCCCCGCCUACAGUUAUAGACAGGUUCAUCGGUGCAAAUUUCAUGGCUUGCUUCUUCACCAACACUAUUAUCGGAGUCUUACUAGUAGCUCAUCGUGUUGUUUACACUGUUAUCCCGUUGAAAGCUGAGAGAAUUCUUAAUCCGACGGUGCUCAAAGAAACACGCAUGAGAGAUCGGCCCGUCAUCAGCAUCGAAAAUUACACCAUAUACUGCGGCGAUGCUGAUGAGAACAAAGUAGGUGGUUGCGCGAUAGCUAUGAGGAACGAUUACAAGAACCUGAUGGAGGAAUUCGGCUCAACGUCGUCUAGAUGCGCCUUUGUACGAUUGCGGUAUCGCAGAGGACGUAAACUCUGA